Alternaria rosae is the source of this 1298-nucleotide messenger RNA. RefSeq lists its product as uncharacterized. NCBI's taxonomy places the organism in Eukaryota, Fungi, Ascomycota, Dothideomycetes, Pleosporales, Pleosporaceae. The transcript is spliced from 2 exons. Gene Ontology annotation, cellular component: nucleus; cytoplasm. The record is from RefSeq and is a predicted model, not a curated record. Bases 295 to 987 code for a protein of 230 amino acids.
AUCAAGUUCUGCCAACCGUCCUCACGCGCCUGAUCAAGCACGGCAGCAUCGUCUACCUUUGGCAGCGUGCCUUUCUUGGCUCACCGUCUUCAUCGCCCUCCUGCUCCGUCUCGCCAUGUCUAGCGGCUUGCCGGAUGAGGUGGUGACCUGCCUCCAGAAUGCCCGCUUUGACUCACAUGAACCCCUCUCCUCGCUUGUUUGAGCAUUUCGUUUCUCCAAACUCUUCCAGCCAAGUGUCGUGAUUUGUACCCACCCCAUAAACACGUGCAUUGCCAACACCCCCGACCCCCUUGUAUGCUCAUGCGCCGUACUAAUGAGUUCAAACAGCUCCAUCUUGCAACAUGCUCGGAAAACAUUCCUCACGUCUCGUUGAUGAACUACACCUACUUACCUAACACUCCGUAUUCUCCAACUCCCACUAUCAUCAUGACAACACCUUCAACUUCCCGCAAGACACAAAAUCUCGAGGCCAACACUCGAGUCUCUCUCCUGGUGCAUGACUGGAUAUCUCACCGCCCUCCAACCUUAAGCCAGCCGGGUCGCUCGCCCUCGCCGUCAGGCCCAGCACCACGUUCGGGAUCCUUGGCCGAACUUCUCCUUGGCAUGAACACCGCGUCCCUGAGUCGCAUCAGCGCCACCAUCAAUGGCGUUGCUGAACUCGUGCCUUCUGGCUCCGAGGAAGAGACAUGGUACAAAGCCCAACACCUGGCUAACAACACCUUCAGUCCUGGUGGCGAGGACACACACUCGGUUCUUCCUGCUGGCGAAGGACUGUGGGGCGGUGGUGGCAUAGAUUUACGAGAAAAUGCUGAUGAAUCACUAAGAGAAGGUGAUGGGGGCACCAAAUGUUACGUCGAGGGAGCAGAGGUCAGAGUUGUCGUAGUCAGGGUUCGUGACGGACGCAUCGCAGACUGGAAAGGCCAAGUCAGAGAUUGGAGCCUUUCAGAAAUCACACAAGAAAUCAGGCCGAACGGAAUGUCGUCAUGAGAAUUACCAGGAGUCUCUUUUGGAAACGACCGACAUGUUUGGAGUUCUACGACUUUUGUCGCGUAUGCAAGGGGUUGCCGUAUUUGCGCAGCAUCUGGUUAGUGGCAUACCUUUCGUCAAAUCAGGUCCAUGUAUCUUAGCGCUAUCUCGUGCGUGGCUUGAUGCUAUCUCCUUUGUCUCAAAAUACCAAUUAGCAGACAAAAGCUGGGGGCUUCUCCUACUUCAUCUCGUUUUCACAUCCCCGUGUUACAUCACAAUACAUGUCACAUGCGAUAGCAUUUAUGAGAAGGCUCAAUGUGCAAGACUACUCC